AUGGGGGACCAUGCUGAUGCAGUGUUACAUAUCACACCAGAAGCCCCGGGAAGACCUUCAAUAAGAAACCCUUUUGAAAGUCCUAAUGAUUACCAUCAUCUUCGAGAAUCUCUUGUUCCCAGUCCGUCUGUGUUUUCAUCUAAGACUUGUAAAGCUACACCUCCUAAGUUCACAUGGUCUAUUGAAGAAAUGGCUAGUCUCUUUCCCGUUCAUAUAGACCAGGAGGAAAUUCAGCGACAAUCUUUCUACCUGAGCCAAACAAGGACUGAUUCUGAUAUUGAGCAAAAGUGCCAAAACGCCAUUGACCACUUUUUUACCAAAGGAUCCAUCGUUCCCUCUCCCUGGGCUGCCCCAGAAUCUCGUAAAGUUGGUGCAUUCUGCAAGAAAAGUACUCUGUCUCCAUUAAUUGCUGAAAACAAAGAGAAGAUAUCAGUUGGUUGCCAGACGACACUCUCUUUGCCAUUGGCCUUUGACUUGGAAAAAGUACUUGGUGAAUACUACAGAUACGAAGAGCCAUGUGAUACUGUACAGGAGAGUCUGAGUUCAUCAUCUCUCAGACGAAAACUUUUCCUUGAUGGGCAAGGCAGUGGCUCCGACGGCUCUACGCCUCCAAGUCCAGUUAGAGCCGGGUUACAAGCAGAUGGCACAGAAGGGGCAGCAGAGAACGUGCAUGCCGCUGAUAGAGAAACCCCUUCUUCCAUUUUCUCUUCUCCUCUGUCUUGUGGUAUUGCGGCUGCAACUCCCUCUACGGGUCAGUUUUCAUCUAGCCCAAUCCAGAAUGCUCGUUUCCGGGACUGCAGUCUUGGUAGUAUGAAUAGUCCAGUUUUACCCGACAGAUCCUCUCCAGCUGGCCUUGCCUCACCCAUCAUUUCCCCCAUCUUUGCACAUGCGUCUGUCACACCCAUUGCAUCAAAAAGAAAACCCCCAGCAACUGUGACUCCACUAAAUGUUCCUCAGGAUGGCGAUGUCACUCCAUGCAUCGAAAGCCCAUUUGUCGAGGGAUGUUCCCCUAUUCGUAGCUGCUCCCCACAUCAACUCAACUACCAUGAACUCAAAAACUAUUCCAGAUCAAAACUAAGAAAUAGAGUUGGGUUCUGGGCCUCACCUCCUCCAAUAUCUCCUAUUCUGAACCCAAGGCUCCAGGCCGACCAGGAUCUUGAAGACCUCCAACCACUACCCUCAAUGGACUUGGAUCCAGUGUGUCCACAGAAUGCUACAGACAUUGCCCACAUUACAGACCAUGGUUUAAAGCCUUUGGAAAUGGAAGAAGAUGGGAGAAAUAAGGAUGAGGACCAUGAAUCUGAAGGGCCUGGUGCGAGACUCACCAGCUCUCAUAUGGGAAACGUGUCUGCAGGAGAGGCUUCACACAUGUUCAUGUCCAUGUUGACUGAGGGAAGCAGCAUACGCUACGAGUCCAGUAUGCAGGUGGAUAGUGGUUACAACACUAUUUCAACUGGCACUGGGAGCCUCAUAGACGGGCUGGGAUCAGAGUUCAACAGCAAAGAGUCUUUCACUUCAAAUUCAGAAGAGGUCUUCCAAAUCACAAGACCCACUAAACCAAAGAUGUUUUACACAUAUUGA
Messenger RNA from Knipowitschia caucasica, 1581 nucleotides. NCBI's taxonomy places the organism in Eukaryota, Metazoa, Chordata, Actinopteri, Gobiiformes, Gobiidae. The record is from the annotation of a GenBank genome assembly.